CCUGUGCGACAGCUAAAGAUCCUUCCUCGAGGAAGAGCGAAAGGACGGCUCGUGGGUUCGUUUGCUACAGUUCGUAUCUUAGUGGAGGCUUUUCACGAGGUUGAAUUGGUUGCAUUUAGCCCUCCCCUUGACGUCUGCAGCGGCGUCUUUCUUUGGAAUGAUUUGUUCGUCAAAGAUUCCUGUUGCUUAAAAUAAAGUCCCUUGGCGUCGACAGUCUUCAUUCCUCUACUGGAGCUAUGGCCUUGGGAAUGGUCCCCCUACUGAAACGUUGCUUGUGGCUUGGCCUCGCCCAUCAUUUUAUUAUGGUCUCUGCAUGCCAUGAAUCUUAUGGAGAAUUAAUUGAGGACUUUUGUCUCAGCAAAUUUAAAUCUGACAUGGAAACUCUCAGGAAGACACUAUGGUGCGAUUGGGAUAAGACUUUGGACUGUUACAAGGAGCUUACCAAUUGCACCAUCCUGAUAGCUGAGAAACUGGAUUGUUACUGGCCAAACCAACUGGUGGAUCAGUUCUUCAUAACAAUUCAUAGUCACUACUUCAAAACCUGCCCUGUUUCAGGAAGGGCUGUAGGAGACCCCCCUAACAUCAUUUUAUGUCCAUUCAUUGUUGUACCAAUUUUUAUCACCCUACUCAUGAUGGCAUUGGUAGUGUGGCAAAGCAAAUACAGUGAAGGCAUUAUUUAAACCCAAAGGUCCAAGAUAACAUUGGUGAAGAUGAACCCCAAAGUUUUCAACCUCCAAGCUGUACUGAAGUCUGUUUUGAUGUUUCUUUGGUAGAGUUCUGGAUACCAGAACAAAGUAUUUUUAGAGACGGUGUAUAAUAGAAAACCUUCUGCUACCUAGAGAAAAAAAACCUGUAUGCAUCUUCUUGAGUUAGCAAAUAUUUUGCUUAAGUCAAGAGAAUGCAUUGAGAAAUUGCUGUCACUGUCUGAACUGGUAUUAAUAAUAUUACAGACCUGUUUGCAGUAUUGCUGCUUCAAUCUUCAAAUUUAAGCUUCUCUUUCCUGGUUCUUUCAAUAUAUUUUUAUUGUCCUUGGCAAUUACUUCUCUUUGGCUUAUGCACUAUUUUUUUAGAUAAGGUACUGUAUUUUUCAGAGUAUAAGAUGCAUUGGAGUAUAAGACGCAUCAGAGUAUAAGACGCACCUUAGUUUUUGGGGAGGAAAAUAGGGAAAAAAAUUCUGCCUACCAGGUAUUCAUCUGGCUAGCAUCCAUAGCUUGGUCAGCUUCAUCACAUUAUUUAGUUUGCUGGUUUUGAGGUUGGGGCUGGUUGGGGCUAAAAAACGGCUUCUAAAGCACAGCUGAUUGUCGGAGGGAGCAGCAAUUAGAAAAGUAGGCAAAGCAUGGGAGAUCGCUUUGCUCACAUUGGGGCUGAAAAACAGCUUCAAAAGCACAGCUGAUCGUUGGAAGGAGUUCCAGUAACUAAAGCAGGUGAAGCGCAGAAGGGGUAAGAGAAGGCAGCAGCUGUUCCAGGUAGCCAUUUUGGGUACUGUAUGUUGAGCUUUCAGCCUCCAAAUGCAUCGUAUUUUCAGGCAGCAAUCGGUGGCAAUGUGCUUUAGCGAUCCUCGCAGCUUUUUUUCUUUGUAAAUUUUUUAAUGACAACCAAACAUACAAUCAUUUUUUUCUGAAUAGAGUAUUGACUGGGUCAAAAUUCAUACAGCUUAUUUUCCCCAAAUUUAAUUUCUAUAAUUCAAUUUCUGCCAUUAUAUUCCUUUUCUACUUUCUCUUUUUCAUCUCUAUUUUCUAUUUAAUAUAUAAUCAAUAUUACUAUCCACCUAACCUCCUAAUUUUAAUCUUCUUUCAUUUCCUUCUUUUAUUUCUCCCUUUUACAUAUAUUUUUCAGUAUUUCUUUAUUCUAUUGAAAACCUUUAAUUUACAUACAAUCAUUUUAAUAUUUCACACAUUUCUAAAUAUCCAUUGUUUUCUAAAUAUGGACAAGAUUAUAAUAUCUUACUUCCUUAUUAAUCAUUUUACCGUUUUAACAAUAUAUUUCUUCAAUUUUAUUUUCCACAUCAUCUUUUUUAAGUAAAAAUAUCUUAUUCCAUUUCCUUUUCAUAUAAGCUUCCAUUUCAUCUUCUAAAUAAAUCCCUUCUACAUAAAUCAUUUUAUAUUUCCCUGAAGAUAUUUGCUCAAUCGGGGAUUAUAACAGUGGAUGUCAAAAAAGACUAUAAAAGUAAUAAGAAAAAUAAAAAGAAGAAAAAUAUAUUACCAAAAUCAUUUUUCAAUUUGGUAUCAGAACUUAAUCUUCAAGAUGUAUGGAGAGAGACACACAGGACACAUUUUAUUCGCACCCACAUCAAUCCUGGUCCAGGAUUGACAUGGCCUGGAUGACAGCAGAAUUACAAAAUGGGAUAGAUGAAAUAGAAAUAGGAGUUAAUGAUUGGGCAGACCAUAACCCAAUAACCAUAAAAUGGAAAGGACAGAAACAGUUUAAGAGAUGGACAAUGAAUCAAAACAUGUGUAAGGAUAAAGAAUAUAGACAAAUGCUAGAGAGUUGACACUAUCUUUUAUGAUGAAUAAAAAGGAAGAUACUUCAACACAAAACCUAUGGGACACUGUAAAAGUGUACAUCCACGGAUUGACGAUAGCGUAUAGAGCCAGGAAAAAUAAGGAAAGGAAAUACCAACAAGAAAAGUUACUAGAAGAACUUUAAAAAGUAGAAUGCAAACUGCAGGAAGACCCUCAAAAUAAUAAAAUAAAAGAAGAAUGGGAUAUUAUAAAACACAAAAUUAACUUGACAACUCAAAAGGAAAUAGCCCAGAAAAUAAAGACGGUAAAACAAAACUAUUUUGAAUACAUUAAAAAAACUGGUCGAUGGUUAGCCUAUAAAUUAAAAAAGGAAAAAGAUAAAAGAAUGAUACACCAACUACAAGACAAGAGUGGGAUAGUACAAUAUAGAAGGGAAAUAAAAAAGGAAAUAAUUCAAAAAAUUUUCUCAAAGCUAUAUCUUAAGGAGGAUAUACCAUAAGAUAAAGUUAGGAAAAAUAUUUUUUGAAGCCCUAAAUGAAUUAAUUACUAAAUUUAUAUGGCAGGGGGAAAAGCCUAGAAUUAGACUAAAACUUCUACAAGAUACCAAAGACAAAGGGGGAUUGGCACUUCCAGAAUGGGAAAUUUAUUAUCAAGCUUCUAUCUAUUUCUUAAAAGAGUUUUAGCAAUAGAAGGACAUGACCUGCAAGCGGGAUGGCAUGCAUAUCUAUGGGACGAAAAACACAAAACACAUAGCUUUUUAGAAGACACAUACUAAGGAAUGCACUGCUACAGAUUUGGCUAAAAAUAAAAAACCAGCACUAUACAAAAAUCCCAUUUUGGAUUUCCACAAUGGAAGCACUGAAACACCCAAAUUUAAUUGACAUAGAUAAGAUAAUUAUAUAGAAGGAUAUAUUAAAAGGAAAAUGUUAAAAGAACAAAGGAAAUUUGAAAACAAGAUUUUGGCAGGGAAAUUGAUUGGUGGACAUAUACACAAAUCCAGUCUAAAUAUAAGGAGGAUAUAAAACAAUAUGAAAUACAAAAUGAUCAGCAAGAGCUGGAUAAAAUUAUACAAGGGACAGAGGAAAAACGAAUUAGCAAGAUAUAUAAAUAUCUAUUGAGAUACAAGAUGGAAUACAAGGUCAUUAAGGAAACAAUGAUUAAAUGGGCAAAAAACUUCAGAUUAACAUAGAACUGGAGAGAUGGGGAAAAAUGUGGCAAAGAAAUAUAAAAUUGAUUAUAUCCACGGCAUUCAAGAUGUUUUACAGAUGGCGCCUCCCUCCAGCAAGGCUUGCCAAGAUGUUCCCGAACAGCUCCCCAACAUGCUGGAAGUACAAAAAGGCUUAUGGAACAUAUUACCAUCUUUGGUGGAUAUGCCGGUCCGCAAAAAAGUAUCGGGCCAAAAUUAGGAAAUGGUUGGAAGAGAUAACCGACCAACUCAUAGAUUGGAAAUGAGACAUUUCUGUUGGGAAUAUUCACUAGAAAAUACACUAAAGAAAUAAAAUAUCUAAUUCUACAUAUAGUAACGGCUGCAAGAAUAUCAUAUGCACAGAAUUGGAAAAAAGAUAAUACACCAACUGAGGAAGAACUGAUAAAGAAAAUCUUAGACUGUGCCGAGAUGGACAAAUUAAGAAAGGAAAUUAAAGAAAAGGAAGAUACAGAAUAUUACGCAGUAUGGAACAAAUGGUACAACUGGUACAACUGGCUGGAGAUUAGGAACAGUAAAUACGAAUGAAUGGGGAAGUCACAAAUGGAAAAUGUUUGUAAGAUAAUGUAUAGAAUUAAUAUUAUAUGUGAAGGAUUAUAUAGAGAAAUAAGAAAUAAUGGGACAAGAAGGAUACAUAUAUCAUAAGGAGAUUUAGGGGAAAAUAUAAAUAAUAGAAGACUACCGUUACAAAACUGUUGUAAAAAGGGAAUAUAUUUUUUGUGUUUGUCAUAUUGUGUUGUUUUACAAAUAAAAAAUUUAAAAAUAAAAAUUAAAAAAAAUCAUUUUAUAUUUCACAAUCUUCCAUUUCCAUUUCAUUUAAAUUUCCUUUUCUAAAUAAAUCAUUAUAUUCACAAUUUUAUCAUCAUUUCCAAUCAUCUUCCUCUCUAAGUAAACAAUUUCAAAUUAUCAUUUUACAUUACCCUAAGUUCAAUUUUUUUUAAUUUUACUAUUAAUACAAUUCAUUCAGAUCUAUACAUAAUAAUAAUACAAUUUAUAAUUUCAAUUUCAUUUAAUUUUCCAUCUCUUAACCUCUUUUAAAUAUAUCAUUUUGUAUUUCACAACCAGUAUUUUUCUACAUUCUACCAUUCAUAUUAAAGAAUAUAUUUCCAAUUAUUCAAAUAUUACAAUCACCAAUAUUAAUCAGAAUGCCAUUAUUACCAUACUUAUAUUUCAUAUUCCUUUUAACCGUUUUCUCCUGGUCCAUCUAGCGAAGCACGUCUUAAAAUUCCCCUCCUUUUGUUCCAUUCCCUCAUUUUCUUCUUUUUUUAUUAUUAUAGUUGUUAUAUCUUUUCCCCUGUUUCCUUCCUUUAGCUUUUAAAUCCAUUGCUCGCUUAUUUUGUCCUGUAUUCCCAUCUGAUCUAUUUCCCUUUUCUCUUUUCUCCUUCUCUUUUUCCCCACUGUUAAUCCCAGUGUAAUCAUUUAAAUUUUUUUGUCUCUAAUCUUUUCCCUUUUUCUUGUUUCUUUUGUUUCUCUCUACCUUCUCUACUUUUACCACUGUUAAUCCCAGUGUAAUCAUUAUAAAUGUUUUUCUCUAAUCUUUUCCUCUCUCCUUUCCUUCUCUUAAUUUUCUUUUUUAUUUGUUGUGCCCUCCUGAUCUCUCUCUUUUUUUAUUGUUACUCCUAAUAUAAUCAUUUAAUUAUUCAUCAAUAUCUUCAGUGCUGUUUUCUUGUUUCUCAUUGGUAGGCUGUUUCUCCAGUAGAUUAUAUUCUGACAAAAUUCUUGGUUUCUUUCUGUCCAAAUCAAAUGAUACACGUACCAUUAUAAGCAGCUCAAUUAAUUCCUGCCACAUUUUGAAGUUUUGCUUAGGUUUUAGUUCCAAUUUAAAAAUUUUUAUUGUUUGUCACCUCUUUUCAUUAUCUGAGCUGAAAGAAAACAAAUCCAUUAUCUGAGCUGAAAGAAAACAAAUCCUCCUUAAAACUUCUCAUGGCUCGUUGACCAAGGUCUCUAUAUUUUUUUUCCAGAUUUCAAAAUGUUCAGUGUAGUACUUUUUUUCCACCAGUAGAUGUCUCUCUUCAAUCCACAAAAUUCAAAUCAACAAUUUAACAAAGUAUCCAGAUUAUGUAUUAAAUCCACUUGUCUAAUAUUUCUCUAAUUUCUUCUUUCUCUUCUUAGUUUUUAUAUAUUCCAAAUCCAAGUUUUACUCUCCAAUUCAAAUCCAGUUAAAACACAGGCUUGAAGGGCUCUCAAACAGAGCAUUUGGAGGCUGAAAACACGACGUGCAGAGCCCAAAAACACAAGCCAUUGUUCGUGGAAAUCUCUGCAGCCAGGAAGAGGACGCAUGGAAGCCAAAGGGUGGGGUCCGGUGGGUGGGUGGGGUUACAUUCAAAGUGUAAGACGCACCCAAAUUUUCAGCCUCUUUUAGGAGGGAAAAAAGUGUGUCUUAUACUCCAAAAAAUAUGGUAAUUUUGGGUGGGAAAUGUUGGUGAUGCAUCAGCACCUGUGUACCAUAGAAACAAUGUCGAUGAUAAGAUAAUAAACGAUUUCAAUGUAUUUUGUUGGUUAAAAUCACUUAAAACCAAUAUAUAGUUCAUUACAUUAAUUUUUCUAGCUGAAAAAUUAACAUAGCAACAAUAUUUUUAGCAAAUCCUAAUUCAUUCAAAUAUUAUAAUUAUUUCUUAGGCAUGUUAAUGUUUUAUCAUAUGUUUUGUUCACUAUUUUAUUUGGACAUUAAUUAGUGCAGACAUUUAUUCACAGGACAAAUCAUCAGAUUAUUGGCAAAAUAUUAAAGUUUGCAAUAUCUCCAUUCUGAAGAAAUGCUUUCUAAUAAAAAUUGUAAUAAAAUAAAAUAAAUAGUAUAAAUAUUAAAACAAAAAAUUAAGGUUUCUAAGAAAACCUAUGGCACUAAGAAAUUUAAUAGUAAAGUAGUAAAUUUAUUAAUAAAGAAAUGCUUGGAUUUCCUGUACAACUUUGAUGGCAAAAGCUAAUUUCUGAUUAGUUUUAGUAAAAUUCUCUACUCUUAGGACAAGAACAUCUACAUACUGGCUCACAGCUGUUGGCUAUUCCAUGUGUGCAUGUGAGAGACUGUGAGCUAGAGACUGAAAAUAUGCUACAGGCUACAAUUAUAAAUAAUGUUGUUUGAACAAUUAAACCCAAUGAAAACAUGUAAGUUUUGAAUUGCUCUGGACUUGUUUUGGAUAUGAUUUAUUUUUCAUGUUUUGCUCUUUAAAAUCCUCCUCCCUAAGCAUUGCAUUAACUAUGAGUUAGUUAAAAGAAUGAACUACCUACUUUUCUCCAUCAAAUCCUGUUGUAUUGUUUAAAAUUCUACGAAUUUAAAUAUAAUUAUGCAAUUUAGUGAUAUUGUUUUUAUGCCUGGUAUCAAUUGCUGGUGACAGCCUAUGAAGUCUAUGCAGUUUUCUUGGCAAGGUUUUUCAGAAGUGGUUUGCCCUUGCCUGCUGAGAUAUAGAGUGACUGGCCAAAGAUGGCUUUGUCCCUAAGUGGGACUAAAAUGCACAGUCUCCUGGUUUCUAGUCUGUUGCCGCAGCCACAACUCCAAUGUUUCCCAACAUUUCCAGCUUUAUGGACCAGCGGGGUGGGGGGAUGGUUCUGCAUGAGCAGCCAGCACGCAUGCGCACAGCUCCGUUUGUGCAAGCAGCCAGCAAGCACACAUGUGUGCAGCUCCAUUUGUGCAUCCAAUCUCCCAUUGGAUGUUAUGGCAAUACAAAGCAUAAUAACAAAUGGAGCAUUGUUAUGGAACAUCUAGCCUAUAAGAGAAAUAAAAGGAAAGGAAAAUAUAAUUAUACUACUUUGGACACAUUAUGUGAAGACCUUGAUCUAUGGAGAAGGCUCUAAUGUUGAAAAGAUGGAGGGAAAGAAAAGAAGAUGGCUAGCAACAGAGUGGAGAGAUCUAGUUAAGUGGCAAUUGCUGUACUUUUGGAAGACCUAAAGAACCUGAUUAAGGAAAGAUUCUUCCUGAGAAGUUUGCAGUCCCAGAGUCAUAUGAUCACCUUUUGUGAUCUUCUGACAAGCAAAGUAAAUGAGGAAGCCAGAUUCACUUAGCAACCACUUAACUACAGUGAUUCACUUAACAACUACUGCAAGAAAGGUUGUAAAAUGGGACAAAACUGAUCUAACAACUUUUGCUUAGCCACAGAAAUGUUGGGUGCAAUUAUGAUCAUAAAUUGAGAAUCUGUACCGUAGAUUUAAGACAGCAGUUUCUACAAAUUCAAAAGAUUGGUAAGUAUGGGGAAAUGUUCCUAAAGGAGAAAAUACCAAAAGCACAAUUGCUAACAAUUCCAAGAAAAAAGGAUAAAUGGAAGACAGCAGAAAGGUUCAUAUUCUUAAGGACUGAGAAGAGAAAGAGUACUUAUUCUCCAUUAUAUCUAUAUGUAAUGUAACUUUCAAUCUUCCAAGGUAGAGCUGAACUUGGAAGCCAAAGAUACACAAGCUAAUACUUUUAUUAUAAGGUUAUACUAACAGAAACUAACAAAUAUGAAUGCACUUCUCCCCUCCCUUUAUCUUCAUGAGAACUAAGGAGGGUCUUGUCUGAGAUGCUUUUUCAAAUUAUAUUUUGCCCUGGAUUCAGAUUUCUUUUAUCCGACCAUUUUCUUGAUUGUGGUUCUUCCUCCUGUUCCUCAAAGUUAUUCCUUUUUCCCAUUACAAUAGCAUAUUAUUCCUUUCAAAAUAUCAGGAAAAAUGAUUUACUGGAUCUUUUGAGGGUAGAUACUAACAGAAACAUGGCAAUAGGAGGCAGUAGGAGGUUCUCUUGGAUUGAACCUCUCAAUAUCAUUGAAUACGCAUGCGCGGAAAUGGCGGCGAUCUGAGAAUUAUGCAGGCGGUGGGUCGGCGUUUUUUCUAGCUGCGAUGCCUCGGGGCGAUUUUCAAGCUAUCUGGGCCCGCCGCCCCGCAGAACAUCUUUCCGGCAGCCGAAAUGAGAUCUUUGGGUCUUGUUAGAUCCUCGGCUUCCGGGAACGGGGCUGGAGAGGCGGGCGAGCGGCGGACGGUUGCCGGCGGCCAUUUUGGCUGGGCGCCCGCGGAAACGAGCCGGCUUGCGGUUCCGUGGCGAAGCGGUCGCUCGGACAUCAGCGACCAGUUGGGGGUGCGAUGUGCUGGCCAGCGGCGGUAUCGUACAGCGGCAGUGAUACCAUCAGCGGCUUGGAUACCAGUAGCGGCACUGAUACCAUCGGCGGCAACGGUAGAUGGCGCCGGCCAUUCUGGAGGGGCGCGGAGCGGCGCUCGUUAGGAAUGGCCGGGCUGGAUCGUGGUUUGCUGCUGCCGGCCGCACAUGUCAUCGGCGGCUGGAUGUUCUGCCGCUCUAUCCUUCAGUGGCAUGGCUCAGCGGCAUGGUUUCUACGAUUCCACCCAUCUGAUGGUAGAGGGCAGCGUCCAUUCCGGUGGGGUAUGGAAUGGUAUGGAUUGUCGCCUGGUACCAUUGGUAACAUCUGGGAUAGUUUGGCUGUGUUAUGGCCGCACUUAUUAUCAGCGGCUGGCGGCUGGAUUGUUUGCCGGACUAUUUUCAGCGGCACCAGAGACAUUGGACACAGGUAGCUUGGACAUUUUGGAAUUUAGAAUUUUAGCUGACUCUUAUAUAUACCAUCAUUUGACAUCUGCGGCUGAAAACUUUUUUCCUGUCCCCGGUAUUUAUUUAUUUAUGGCAUCAAUCUUGGACGACCUCGGACCUGAUCAUGGGCGGCACCAGCGGGCAAAAACUUUUGCUGUAUCCAUUAUGGGCAGUGCUGAAUGGUGGAAUCCAUCAGCCGAACUUCCAUCUUAUUUAUUGCCCUUACCGGGCAUUUGGCCCUGGUUUGUGACUGUCCUGACUUUGUCCGCAGGCUGCAAUAACAUCAAGUGGCUAGGGAACACCUUUUUUUCCCCACUGUUAUUUAAUCUUUUAGCAUGAAAUAUUCGUCGGCUGACCUUCUCCGACUGCGAGGUUCCCCCGCCUCGCAGGAAUGGCCCUCCGGGUUAUCGAGGGCCUGCCUUAACGAGGGGUCUUGGGACCCGGAGAGGUGGCAUGCGAGGAAGAAGAAUCUGGGGUUUUUUAAAUCGUUUU
This is a messenger RNA of Ahaetulla prasina, 9655 nucleotides long. It is a transcript of the gene RAMP1, whose product is annotated as receptor activity modifying protein 1. Gene Ontology annotation, cellular component: cell surface; signaling receptor complex; membrane. Gene Ontology annotation, molecular function: nucleic acid binding; zinc ion binding; coreceptor activity. The record is from RefSeq and is a predicted model, not a curated record. Lineage: Eukaryota; Metazoa; Chordata; Lepidosauria; Squamata; Colubridae. The transcript has 3 exons. Gene Ontology annotation, biological process: receptor internalization; G protein-coupled receptor signaling pathway; regulation of G protein-coupled receptor signaling pathway. The coding region runs from base 237 to 680 and encodes 147 amino acids.